Messenger RNA from Morone saxatilis (striped sea-bass), 2396 nucleotides. Its product is annotated as diacylglycerol kinase eta-like. The transcript is spliced from 17 exons. Bases 192 to 2396 code for a protein of 734 amino acids. Gene Ontology annotation, molecular function: ATP-dependent diacylglycerol kinase activity. The record is from RefSeq and is a predicted model, not a curated record. Gene Ontology annotation, biological process: lipid phosphorylation; diacylglycerol metabolic process; intracellular signal transduction. Lineage: Eukaryota; Metazoa; Chordata; Actinopteri; Moronidae.
GGAGCAGGCGGGAGGAGAGCGGCGGCGGCGGCGGUGUUGUGGUAGUGGAGGGAGGACGAGGCGAAUUAAAUCCCAUCCUUUCAGCGCGCAUAUGAGCGGUGUCAGCGGGCGGUGAGGCAGGCUGUGAAUCCCUCCACCUUCCUCUGAUUUCGGUUCUUUUCUCCCCGGAGCGGACGGAGAGGUCUGGGACUAUGGAGGAUGUCUACCAUUACACCCGCAGCCCUGCCUGGGAGGAACUGGAGCCGGAGAAACUGCCGGCGUCCGCGGCGGGGAUCCAUGCCCAUGUGGUGGGGGCUGUCGCCGGCUCCGGUGGCGCGGACGAGUCCUCUGACAGCGAAGCGGAGCAGGAAGGCCCACAGAAACUGAUCCGGAAAGUGUCCACCUCAGGACAGAUCAGGAGCAAGACGAGUAUAAAAGAGGGAUUGUUGCUGAAACAGACCAGCUCGUUCCAGAGGUGGAAAAAGCGCUACUUCAAACUGAGAGGCCGAACUCUCUACUACGCCAAAGAUGCCAAGUCCCUUAUCUUUGACGAGGUGGACCUAUCGGAUGCCAGCGUUGCAGAGUCCAGCACAAAGAAUGUCAACAACAGCUUCACAGUGAUCACUCCGUUCCGUAGGCUCAUCCUCUGUGCCGAGAACAGAAAAGAGAUGGAGGACUGGAUCAGUUCGCUGAAAUCCGUCCAGUCCAGAGAACAUUACGAGACGGCACAGUUUAAUGUGGAACAUUUCUCAGGGAUGCACAACUGGUACGCCUGCUCCCAUGCACGGCCCACCUUUUGCAACGUCUGUAAAGAUAGCUUGUCCGGUGUCACGUCUCACGGCCUCUCCUGCGAAGUGUGCAAAUUCAAAGCCCAUAAACGCUGCGCAGUCAGAGCCACUAACAACUGUAAAUGGACCACCCUGGCUUCCAUAGGGAAGGAUAUCAUUGAGGAUGAGGAUGGGAUUGCCAUGCCUCACCAGUGGUUGGAAGGCAACCUGCCUGUCAGUGCCAAGUGUGCCGUGUGUGAUAAGACAUGUGGCAGCGUGCUGAGACUGCAGGACUGGCGCUGCCUCUGGUGCAAAGCUAUGGUGCACACAGCCUGUAUGGACCUGUAUCCUCGCAAGUGUCCUCUAGGUCAGUGCAAAGUCUCCAUCAUCCCCCCUACCGCACUCAACAGCAUCGACUCAGACGGUUUCUGGAAGGCCACCUGUCCCCCAUCAUGUGCCAGUCCCCUCCUGGUCUUCGUCAACUCCAAAAGUGGCGACAACCAGGGAGUGAAAUUCCUACGACGCUUCAAGCAGCUCCUCAACCCAGCUCAAGUCUUUGACCUAGUCAAUGGCGGGCCACACCUCGGUCUGCGCCUGUUUCAGAAGUUUGACAACUUCCGGAUCCUGGUGUGUGGAGGCGAUGGAAGCGUGGGCUGGGUCCUCUCAGAGAUCGACAAACUCAAUCUACACAAACAGUGCCAGCUGGGGGUAUUGCCCUUAGGCACGGGUAACGAUCUGGCACGGGUGCUGGGCUGGGGUCCAUCAUGCGAUGACGACACCCAGCUGCCUCAGAUACUGGAGAAACUGGAGAGAGCCAGCACCAAGAUGCUGGACCGCUGGAGCAUCAUGACCUAUGAGAUUAAGAUCCCACCCAAACACAGCUGCCCCACCACGCCUGAGGGAGCCGACGACUGCCAGUUUCACAUUUCAGCCUAUGAAGACUCAGUAGCUGCUCACCUCACAAAGAUCCUCAACUCUGAGCAGCACUCUGUGGUCAUCUCCUCUGCCAAGAUCCUGUGUGAAACAGUAAAGGAUUUUGUUGCCAAAGUGGGAAAAGCUUAUGAAAAGAGUACAGAGAACGCUGAGGAGUGUGAUACAAUGUCUCUCAAAUGUGCCAUCCUGAACGAGAAACUGGACUCCCUCCUCCAGACCCUCAACGCAGAGUGCCAGGCCCUGCCUCCACUGCCCCACUCCACCCCUCCCAUUGUGGAGGAGGAGCAGGAAGAGGAGGAGGAAGAAGAGGAGGCCAGCGAGGACAGCCUGACGGAGCUGAAGGAGAAGCUGGAGGAGGAGGAGACGGAGAAAGGAGGAGUGGGUUCCUCACACCAGCUGUUCAAAAGCAGGGAGCAGCUGAUGCUCAGGGCCAACAGUCUGAAGAAAGCUGUGCGACAGAUCAUAGAGCAGGCCGAGAGAGUGGUCGAUGAGCAGAACGCCCAUACAGACGAUAGCGAGCUGCCAUCUCCCCUGGAGUUCAGAAAGGACAGUGAGGAGGAGAAUAGAGACAGCGAGAAGGAUGAGGAUACUAAGGAACUGGAAGCAGUGCCAUACCUCAGGAAGUUCUAUGAAGCUGUUGCCAUCCAGGCUGCAUACUUCCAGUCCUCUCAUAGCAUGGGUUUUCACAGGCUUUUCAUGACCCAUCGUUUGGAGUAA